CCUGAGUCCAAGACUUGUAGCUCAGCCAAAGUCUCAGGACUCCAGCGAAGCCAGGAGCAGAGCAACAGCGAGGUGUCCUUUGCGCCUCCCGUGCCCAGCCCCACCCCAGCCUCUGCCCCUACGGGCUCCCCAGCCCCCGCAGCAGCGGCGGCCCCCCCAGAGCCACCCAGGGCACGCCUCCCCUCCCCGCCUCCUCUCGGUGUCAAGAAGGAGCAGCAGCCUCCACCCCCUGUCCCCACCCCUCCCCUGCUGAGGGCUCCACCCCACCCCCACCCCCACCCUCCUCACCCACACCCACACCCCCACCCCCACCAGGAGCCCCGGGUGCUCCCGCCCACCCAGCACCACAGUCGGCCAAUCAUCAACCAGGUGCAUCACCCUCUGUACAACAGCCUCCAAGACAUUGGCCACAACAGCAGCCCCGUCAGCCUUCCCAAACACCACCUGCCCCCAUCCCCUCACCACCACCUCAGCGGGCUGCCGUCUUCGACCCCCGCCCUGCCCCUGUCCAUCGCCAACCUCUCUACCUCGCACUAUUCUUCGCUAAGGAGCCCGGCCCAUCGCCAUCCGGCCAUGUUUGCAACCCCUGCCACACUGCCGCCACCGCCGACCUUACCCACCAACAGUUUAGUGGUCCCCGGGCACCCUGCUGGCACUCCAUACCCAGAGCAUGAUCUCCUGAGGCAGGAGUUGAACAACCGCUUCCUGGUUCAGAGUUCAGAGCGGGGCCGGGGGCCAUCCGCCUCGCCACUGGCCCCCGUGUCACUCCUGAGGGCUGAGUUUCACCAACACCAGCACAUGCACCAGCACCAACACACCCACCAGCACACCUUCACGCCCUUCCCCGCCAGUCUGCCCCCGGCCGCCAUCCUCACCCCGCCCACCGCACCCCCCAUGGUGCGUACCCAAGCCAGAAAUUUUGACAAAUACACGCCCAAACUGGACAAUCCAUUCAUCAGACAUUCAAACUUCUUCCCCUCCUACCCCCCCACCAUGCCAGGCAUGCCCCCGCUGCUCCCACACUCAGGACCCUUCAGCUCGCUGCAAGGAGCUUUCCAGCCCAAGGCAUCCAAUCCCAUUGAUGUCGCGUCUCGUCCGGGGGCAGUACCUCACACACUCCUACAGAAGGAUCCACGGAUAACAGAUCCUUUCAGGUCAUCUGUCAGAAAACCUGGCAAGUGGUGUGCAGUGCAUGUCCAGAUUGCAUGGCAAAUUUACCACCACCAGCAGAAAAUGAAGCAAAUGCAGCUGGAUCCUCACAAACUGGACAUGAAUGGGAAGCUGGACCUGUUUAGUCGACCCCCAGCCCCAGGAGUCUUUCCAGGGUUCCCGUAUCCCCAUGACCUGGCGCGACCCCUCUUCUCCUCCACAGGCUCUGGCCAUCCCACCUCCUCCCCUUAUGGUGCUGCCCCCCACCCCAGCGGCUUCCUGCCUCCCAGCCAUUUGGCAGAUCCUUUCAGUCGCUCCAGUACAUUUGGUGGCCUCGGCAACCUUUCAAGCAGUGCCUUCGGAGGAUUAGGCAACCCCUCGCUUGGUUCCAACAGUGUGUUUGGCCCUAAGGAAGGGCCCGGAGGGUUGUCGGGCUUUGGCAGCCCUCACCAUGACACCUGGAACAGACUGCACCGCACUCCGCCAUCUUUCCCCACCCCGCCCCAGUGGCCCAAAUCCGUAGAGGGGGACAGAAGCAGCUCGGCCAACAGCCACGAGCGGGAACGAGAGAAGGAACGAGAAAGAGAGAGGGAAAGGGAGCGAGAGAAGAGAGACUCAUCCAUUGGAAAAGAAGAGAAGGAUAAAGACAGGGAUUCAGUGGACCGUAACCGCCACUCCAACCGUUCAUCACCCGCCUCAGCGCCAGUAAGCUACCAGAUCAGCAACCUGAUCCGUUCCAACAGCCAGAACUCUAGCGAUUCAGGCCGCCACCACAGCAGCAGCGUGGACCGGGUCCGUGAGGCUGAGAAAGAGCUGCUGGAGCGCCACCGAGAGUCCUCCCUACUGGGAGAUAUCAAGGUGAAGGAGAGUCGUUCGCCCAGCAAAGAGGCCAUGGAAAGGAGACCCAUCGAAGACUCCAUCAAACCUGUGCACCGCUCUCCUUCUCCGUACUCGAAGGCAGUGAUUAAUGAACAGGGCAUGAAGAUUGCAGGUGGGCCCCCACCCAUACUCAAGGACAGUGAGAGGAAAGAGCCCCUUUCUGGGGAUCUCCUUCACAAGGUUAAGAAUGACAUGAAGAUCAAGGAGGAGCGGAAGGAGGAGCAGGAGGUGAUGGUGGUGAGUUCUGAACCAGCCACUCAGCCAUUAGCCCAAGCACCCCCAGUGCCCACCAGUCAACCCAUACAUCCUCCUCACCACCAUCACCCUGUGUCUCAACAUGCUCCCCCACCCUCCCCACGUGGAAGUGAGAUCCCUGCUCCAAGCCUGCACGGGGUCCCAAUGGCCCACUCCCUGCCCCUCUCCAUGAGCGCCAUGCACCAGAUGGGAAGUCUGAAUGUGCUGGACCGAGCCCGUAUGGCUCCUUUCAUGGGGGUAAGCCCUCUGGCAGCGGGAAGGGAACGCCUGCCGCAUCCAGCUUUUCCCUGGGACCCUCUGAGAGAAGCCUACCGCAGCCUGGACCUGCAGCGCCGCAUGGACUUCCAGCUGCGGGCCGAGCAGGGGCACCGCUUCCCUAUUGUGUAUGAGCAGGAGCGGGCGUAUCGUGAGAGGGAGGCGCACGACUACUCGCACCAUGAACACCUGCUGGAGGUGCGCAGGGAGCACGAGCGGAUGCGGCAACAGGCGGAGGAGCGGGAGCGCCUCCACCUCCGGGAGGAGCUGGACCGGGCGCGUCUCCACCAGCUACACCAGUCUCCCAUGGAGGGCCACCUGCCCCACAUGCCCCCGUUUAUGCCCCCACUGGGUGGUAUGCCCUACCCCAGACUCAGCCCAUCCACAGGACACAACGGCCUUCUAAAUAGAACACCUCCCACCGCCGCACUUAGCGCACCCCCUCCCCUUGUGCCUGCAGGCAGUGCCAGGCCGGCUUCACCCCGGAGGACUACCCCCCUCACCACCCAGGACCCCCGGGAUUAUUCCCCAUCCCGCAACCCCAAAGAAGUAGAGGCACGGUAGCUUCCUAAAUGAAAGGACGCGAGCGCUUACGUGAUGCACUCACAAGCCCAAAUUUCCCUGAUUUGUUAUGUUAUUAAGAACAAAAUGCACUGCUUUUCACCAGAGAAGAGCAAAAGGUCCCUGAAAAAUGGUAUGAUUGUACAAAGUAAAAGGUGUGUGAAGCUGUUGAAGCACAUACCACAACUGUAUUUUCAGUGGACUGGACAUUGAAUUAUGUCGGUUAAGAAAACACAAGUAUGUGUAUGUUAAUAUCCGACUUAAAUAUUUGAUAAUUAUUAAUAUAUUAAUCCAGUUUUUUUUUCUUUGGUUUUGUGCUAAAAGAGAACCCAAAAUGAGUUUGUACAUUUCCUACCCUUGUUCCAUGUAUAGGUUAUCAUUUUUAUGAAUUUUAUGUAUUUUGUGAAUGAGUCACUCUCUAUCCAAUUAAAUCCCAGUUGAUUGUGAGGCAUAUCCAUUAUGAUCCACUGCAAAGACUGGAUUUUGAUUUCAAGCCUCUCAGCAGUAACUGAAUCUCAUGGUACCAUGAUACCCUUAACAAUGUACAAUGUUACAUUACUGGUUUGUUUCUUUCAUUUGUUUUGCCUUUGAGAUAUGCAGAUAAAUAUAUAUUAUGAGGUCUUUGUUGGGUCUCUGUAAAGAAAACUUGUGUAAAUAACUUGUUGAUAUUCCUUCACUGCAAAAUUACCAUGUAAAUUUAUUAGGCUUUUUAAAUGUUUCUAGAAAAACAAAAUUAAAUCAAACAUGAGAACCACUACCCUGAUAAAAACCAUGGUAACAGACGAGCCUUGCCGGUGUAGGAGAAGCAUGGAGGGACGGUAUAUUAACGGGGCCUAUAAAGAUCAUCUGCAAUCUAUGCAAAGCAGCACAAAAGAAAGGAGAGGCCACCUGGAGCAGCGUGAGGAUACUGGCAACACUGAGAGGAACUUGGAUUAACCUGUUUAUUUGCUAAUGGCAAAUGAUGAAAUAUUAAACCUUAAAAACUUCUAGGUCACAGACUGGACCAGAAGCAUACAGCCCCAGAGAGAAAAGAAGGACAUUUAUGAGGGCGGCAAUUGGACUUUCUCUGUCAACCUUGUGGUGUUGUGCAGUUGUUUUUCUUAGACUCUUGUAUACAAAACAAGUAGAGUUUUAGGCGUGCAAAAAAUGGAAAAAAACAUUCAUGGUUUAAAACAUAAAGAAUAAAGUUUGGACCUAAUGUCUG
Lampris incognitus (smalleye Pacific opah) is the source of this 4303-nucleotide messenger RNA. Its product is annotated as autism susceptibility gene 2 protein-like. The transcript is spliced from 13 exons. The record is from RefSeq and is a predicted model, not a curated record. NCBI's taxonomy places the organism in Eukaryota, Metazoa, Chordata, Actinopteri, Lampriformes, Lampridae. The coding region runs from base 574 to 3102 and encodes 842 amino acids.